AUUAUUUAUAAACUACCUGGGCACAGUUUUGUGUCUCCAGUGAAAUUCAGUAAGAUAGAAAAAAAAACUAAAAAAAGAAAAAAACAAACUUGCUUACAAUGGAUGAAACAGAUGAAGCUAGAAGCUUUGACGGAGACCAAUCUGCUCCUGAAGCAAAGGAAAUUUACCUUUUGAUGAAGAAAGAAUACAGGAUAUCACGAAACAUCCGAGCAACAUGGUAUUUCAACCAUUUAAAUACCACAAUGACAUUUGUACCUCCUGUAAGCCUUUCUGAUUUAUCAUCAGAAGAACUGAUAGUGUUGUCUGUGAUCCCAGAGAAAAGCUAUGUCACCUUCCAGCCAGGCAAAGAACAUUCUUUCAAGCUUACCACACGCACCAAAGUGAUUUUCAUGUCCACACAGUAUAGAAUUGCAUUCGCCCUGGAUCUAAGCCCGUCUGUGUCCUCUUUGGAUUUAUGUUCAGGUCGAGUACUGUGGGAUGAUGUUUACACUUCUUUGAAGAACUGUCUUACUGGUUUAGUACAGCCUUUUUGUUCACCUGGCUCAGAUCUAGCUCUGACUCCAUCUCUUUAUGUAACAGUUGUUGCUUACACACCAUUAAUUGCAUGUCGCAAUAAUUUCGUCUUAUGUCAAGGAGUAUUGGUUACAAGAAAAAAUUUAAAAACCAUUCUUGGUGAAUUACAUCGAAUGCUCAAGGAGUUUGAGAAUGCUGUUUCAAAACAUUUUGCAUCAUUAGUAACUCUUCAAAUGAAUUCUCAUGAGCUUAGUGAAGUUACCUCUUUGAAUGACAUACCGUCUGUUGACACAAGAAGCCGCAGAUCAAAAUUGGAUGAGCAGAAAGUUGAAGAACUUAUAUCCAAACCUGAACACGGUUUUGUUAAUGUUCUCAGGUUUGGUAUUUUGGCUCUACAGCUGUUACCAGAAAAUGCAUCAGCAGGUAUUGCAGUUGUCACUGAUGGAAUGGUUGGCCUUCCAGAUGCCAGUAUGUUUGAAGCCCUUGUUGCACAGCUCCGUAACAGUACCAUCGCAUGUUCAUUUUUGCACAUUGGAUGCAGUCACCACAGUAACUUGUCCUUUGGACGGGUUCCACAUACAGAGCUGAUGAAAUUUAUUGCUACUGCCACAUUUGGAGGUUAUUUUGCAGUGUCACCUAGUGUUAAAAACUCUGGAAAUGAAUUGAAUGUUUACCACAAAGCAUUUUUCCUGUGGAGCUUUCAGAAAGGUUUAACAGGAUUUGAAGUUCCAGAUACUGGUUUGAAUUGCAGACAAGAUCAUACAUCAGGGCGGCCUUCUUGGGUUGGCAGGCUUUUGACCCAUCCAGUUACGAAUCAAGAAAUCAAUGUUGCACCAAUGGUAAGGAAAAAGCACAAAGAGGUCAAUCUCCAAACCACUAUAUCUGGAGUGCUGUCAUUACGAUUGCGAGAAGGUUAUACAAUCAAAGAGGUGAACCUAAUUAAAGGUGAAAGCCAGAUUGAAGUUCGUCUUUUGUUACCAUGGAGGGAAUAUGCUCGCAUUGAAUACAUUGCUACAGCAUCAUGGCCUUUGUCUCCAAACAAGCGUUACACUCGUGUAGAAAUAAUAAUUGAAGGCAGCUAUGAUUUUCUUCAUGAGAUGACUUGUACUGACAAACGCCCAUCCAAAAGUCCAUUCCGCACUGCUCAUGUCAAAAAAUACUGGCAAUCUUUACAAAACCUGAUGCAAACAGACCAACUAUUGGUUCAUCUUCAUUCUUUUUCCUCCAAUGCUGUAAAUUACACUGUUCCAAAAACACUAAAGAAUGGAUUGCCACUUCUACCAGCAGAAUAUUCUUUACAGCAAGAUCCCAGUUUAAAUGAGUUGAUCAAAUUCUGGAAUCCAAUUGCCAGUUUAGAUAUCAAUAUAUGGCAAAAAUGGAUGCACACACAUCGAAUUGGUAUCAUAUUGCGGCAUGAUACUCCUCUGAAAAAGUACCUGCACACUCCAAAUUCCAAUGGCUACUUCCAGUCUGUACACUGUUAUAAAGCUAUGACUGCAUUGAACAACAUGUUGAAACACUGGUGCACAUUUGUCUUGAUGGAGAAUCACUCUAACCUCACAUACAUGUACAUAAAAUUUAAUAACAGUGAUUCUGACAAACCUCCAAGCACAUUUUAUAUACUACGUGUAACAUCAAAACCACCUUGUUUGGUGUUGCGGCUUGCAUUCCUUGGUGGAACAGCUGGACAUGAACGGCAUGCAGUUGUAGCUGAACUAAGAGAAGAAAUCCUCAAGUUGAAACUACCAAGAGGACCUCAUAAAUCCUCUGGCUUGCGGUUAUCACUUGAAAGGAGAAAACAAGUCCAAGGCAUACCAUUGGAUUUAACCAACCAGAAAGAGGAUGACCUCUCCAGUGCCAAACCAUCCAAAAUGAGUACUCAGCUAAACAGAAAGCAAACCACAGAAGUCAAAUGUUGUGUUGUGUUGAGUAAACCAGUGGAGAAAAUUUUAAUCAGAUAUGAAAGAGUUCCUCAUGAUCUAAGUGUUGUGGACGAUCCAGCUCGUGAGAUUCCUCGUCAUACAUCAGAUGCUGCUGAAAAAGCCAGCCGUUCAGUGGCUGCAAUGUUCAACACAAUGUCACGGUACCUCUACCACAGGCGAUGGAUUUGGAGUAUCCAGCAUGGUCGUGUACCUUUAAUGCCUACACCUAUGGUGGGGCGUAUGUUGUCCACUUUGGCCAAGAUUCGAACUCAGGAAGGUUUCCACUUUGCACUUACAACAAUUGGAAUCGUGAACAUGGUUCUGGAAGUUGAAAUGAAGUCUGACAAUUCUUUCAUUAAACGUACUCCAAGACUUGGCUAUGAAGGAGAGGAUGAGAAUGAUGAAAGCCACACUUCGUCAACGUGUGUUGUACAAUAUAUCUUGUUUCCACCUAAUGCCAAAAACACUCGUGGGAGCAUAUCUGAAGAUGAAAUGGAAGAAUGUGAAUUGGCUGAGUCAGAUGGAGAGUUACAAAUAGUGACAGAAUGUUGGGUGGAACCUCAACAUGGCCUAAGUGUGAACAACCCACUGGAGAGGAAACACUUGAAUGGAUUGACUUACCAAGAAAUUGCAUCUUCGUUCUACAGCCUGGACUAUGAAACCAUCUCUUGCUUGACCACUUUUGAACAUCUGAUCUAUGUAUGUCAGAGCAAACCAGGACAUAGCUUUGAAAACUCUUCUUUUAAUCCAAGUAACCGUGGUGUAAACUGUUCUGGUUCAGAAAGGUUCCAGCCUAAUGAUCCAACAGAAGAUCCCUACUUGAAUCUUUCAAAUAAUCAUGUUUGCACAAUUCCCUUCCCAUACAAUUUGCUGGUGCUUCUUCCACGUUGCCAACAAGCACAGUUGCUAUUUUCUGCAUAUACUGUCAACCAUUCUGUAUAUCCUGACAAAGAAUGGAAAACACCAAACAAUAUUUUGUUUGAGAUUUUUUUGGCCAAACUGAAAGCUUCUCAUGGUAGAGAAAUCAAACUCUCUCUGAAAGACUGUCAAGAAUUUACAAAAUCCUUGACAAAACGAAAAACUGAGAGAACUAUGUCAGCUUCUUCUUUAUUCAAUGAAACACAGCAUGAAGAAUCUGAUCCUUCUUGUGAUAAGAAAACUAAUCUAGGUGGACAGGAGGAAGUACCAAAAGAUGCAGGUAAUAAAGAUUCAACGACUGGUAAGGAUGGCUGCAACAAUGCUGCUCCAACCAAAUGGUGUUGCUUCAUUCAAGACAUUAACCAUUCACAUAUGUUCCUGAUAUUUGUCCCAGCAUCUUUCGAUGAUUUGCUCACUCUGAAAUCCAGCAGCUUCACUGAGACAUUGCAUGAUAAUCUAGAGAUUGUUGCAGUAAAAGAGUGGGAUUUAGAUUGUCAAAAGUUACCUGAUCAGUUAUCUGAUGAGGUGCUAUCAAAUAAAGAAAGGCUUUCAAAUGAGACCUUGUCAACAACAGAACUGAACCCUCAAAAUAUAAAGGGCCAAAAUUUACCUCAAGGGAUGAACCAUUCUCCUUUACAGCCAACACAAAUUCAUUCUUUUCCACCACAAUCCCCAGCACAAGUGGACUUUCCUUUAUCUCCUUUAAUAGAGCAGCCAUCUUUGAUUCAAACUUCAGAACAAGGAAAGACCUCGUUAUCUCCUUCUCAGAUAACUAUUUCUUCAAACAAACCAAAUGUUUCUCCAUCUCAAUUGCAUGGUGGUUAUUCUCAACCAUUCCAACAACAAGUACCACCAUUGUUAUCCACUUUAAGACAUGAUAUUCCUUCAACAGAGCCACUCAGUGAUAUACCUACUUCAGUGCAUCCUACUGCAGAUAGUGCUUUUAAUUUUCCUCCCGAUGACAUAAAUUUAGAGUAUGAUACUUCCAUGUUCCAAAAGAAAGAAAACUUUGUGAUUCCUGUCUACAUCUAUGAUUGUGCUUUGUCAAGAAUCACCGACUCCCUUGUUCACAAAAGUACUUUCACCCUACCUCCUGAUAUCUAUGAGGACCAUCAGUUCCUUGAAAAUAUUUUUCUAGGAUGUGAGCCCUUCUCUAAAGUAUUUAACAAUUUAGACAUCCAUGAUGACAGCAGCGAGGGGGGUCGUCACAGCACGGCUUCUCUGGAUCGACGUUCUAAUGACAGCACUUCAGACUACCCUGGUGAAUUCAAGAAACAGAAAGAGAAGAUCAUGGAAGUGUUUUAUAGCAGCUAUGUCACAGGAAUUUUCCGAAAUUUGACUGAUCAGCACUACGUAGAUAAAAUGGACAUGGAUGCAGCUGUUAAUAUUUGCGACGAAUUGUUACCUAUAGAAAUAAACAUUGUGAAUUUCUUACAUGCUACCUGUGGACAUUUUCGACAAGCCAUCACCAAGCUGAAACAGAAUGCAGAGGAAGACAAUUCAUCUUUUUUAAGCACUGGUUCUCCACGUAAAUCAGCAGUCCGAUUUGCAGACAGCAGUGAAAGAAAUAUUGACCAGCCAUUGUUUCAGCUUCCACCAGGCCGAGUACCUAUUCCAUUGGCACCCACAGAGGAAGGUUUCUGUUGUGAAUACAUUUCAGAAUUGCAUCAGAUUAUUCCCACCAAGUUUAAGGAAACGAUGAGUACAUGGUUCUUACCAGUGCCAAAUUGUCCUGGUUACUAUUUCUACUGUCCUAUUCAGUCUGGCUUCAGUGAUAAUGUGCCAUUUGAACAAACCUCUAACAUGUCAGAACAGAAUCAAACAACAAAUGAUUCAAAUGGCAAAGGUUUCACAACUACUGAAGACACAGAUAUCUUUUUGGACUCACCAGGAUCUUUCAAGAUGUCUGAGAAAUUUGAAAAUUCUUGCAAAAAUGUUUCAAGCGAUUCUGAUUCUGACGUCCAGUCUUCGUCAAGCAGUGGCAUGGAAUCAUUUGACUCUGAUGAUAUGAUGUAUCCUCUCUUUGUUUGCUUCACUUGUACCAUUAAACAGAACUCUGAUUUUCACCACAGAAUUGUCAGCACCCUUCCAACAUGUCUGGCUGAAAUAACCAGUCAUUUUACUGACAAGCUAACUGAACUAGAUUUUGAAAACUUGAAGGUGACUUUUGAUUUCUACUGCUUAACGUUGCGUGUAGACCUUGAACAGUACAAUGAUAAGCCACCAAAAGCAGACAACAGAUCAGUAUAUUCUGAGACUGAGGAGGAAUCAUGUAUGAAAGGGUAUGUCUUAUAAUGCCAUUGAUAUACA
Molecule: messenger RNA, 5663 nt
Organism: Octopus bimaculoides (California two-spot octopus)
Lineage: Eukaryota; Metazoa; Mollusca; Cephalopoda; Octopoda; Octopodidae
Product: KICSTOR complex protein SZT2
Cellular component (GO): peroxisome
Source: RefSeq, a predicted model, not a curated record